AAAACCUUAAUGGCAGCCUCACUCCCUCUCCCGGUCUGUUACCCUCUCCUCUCCUCUGUUUCAUUCACUCCAUUUCCCCCACUGAUACUCUCCCUUUCAUUCCCCUUUGUUCUCUGACUCCGUCUUCCCCCUACUACUGUUCCUCUCUUUCUGUACGGUUUUCUCAUCGUUCCCAAUUAAUCUCGCUAUCCAUGGGUUUCAAUCGAACACACCUCAGGAAGCUGAAGAGAUUACUUUUUUCUUCUCAACGAUCACUGAUUCUCUAUGAUUUACAACCCAGUUUCAGCUUCACCCAGAAAUCCAACUAUGUAGAUGUGAAGAUGAGGUGGAAGAAGGACACUUUCUAUGACUCCAUUGAAAUCAUUCACAGAUCUCCUGAACUCAAACCUCUCCUCUCCCUAAAAAACUGCAUCGCCGAAGAACCCGACGGUUGCAUCCCCAUCUGCGCCAUCUCCAAGAGUGGAUUCAAAUUGGGGGUACGAGGUAAAGUUUCAAGCUUUCUCAGGCGAUACCCAUCUGUUUUCGAAGAAUUUAGAGGACCAAAAUACAAUCUUCCAUGGUUCAGAUUGACCCCAGAAGCCAUUGAUCUCGACAGAGAAGAGCGGGUGGUUUAUAGUGAUCGAAGGGCUGAUAUUGUCGUCAGGCUGAAGAAACUGAUACUGAUGAGUAAGGAGAAGAGGCUUCCAUUCAAUGUAAUUCGAGGGCUUCAAUUUUAUCUUGGUCUGCCGGAUGAGUUCCUGAAGAACCCGGAAGCGAAUCUCGGUUCCUCUUUCAGAUUAAUGAACAUGGGUGACGGGCUUCAAGGGUUGAAUGUUGACCCAGAUGGAGAAACGAUUCUCUCUGUAAUGCAGAAGAACGCCAUAAUGAGAGGUGAGUGUACAGAGGUGAUUUCGUACCCUCUUUUCGCUUCCAAGGGGUUGAGGCUGAAGAGGAAGAUCUCCAACUGGUUAGACGAGUUUCAGAACCUUCCAUAUGUGUCUCCCUAUGAAGACUCGUCCCAUCUGAAUCCGAACAGCGAUAUCUCUGAAAAACGAGUUGUGGGUGUUCUUCACGAGUUGCUGAGUCUCUUCGUUGAUCACUCUGUACAAAGAAAGAUGCUAUUUUGUCUUCGUCCAUAUAUGGAUGUGCCCCAGAAGUUCUACAAGGCGUUCGAACGCCAUCCCCACAUGUUUUACCUAUCUUUAAGGAACAAGACUUGCACUGCGAUUCUCAAGGAACCCUAUAAUGACGAUUCAGCGAUGGAAGCUCAUCCCAUCUUGGAAAUGAGGAAGAAGUAUAACAGAUUGAUGAAGAAAUCUGAGUUUAUAUUGAAAAACAGACGACCUGAGAAGGACUCUGAAGACAGGGAGACGCAAGUGGACUCAGAACUACUUGAGUCACAAAUAACAAUCUAGUGGGAUUCACUAACCAACCUUAGAACUAGGAACUGUAAAUGAAGCCCCAGAUGAAUCUGAAUCUGGAAACUGUAACAAGACAGAUAUAGAAGACUUUCUCCUCACAUAAUCUGAAAAUGCCACUUGAAUAA
Messenger RNA from Macadamia integrifolia, 1525 nucleotides. Its product is annotated as protein WHAT'S THIS FACTOR 9, mitochondrial. The record is from RefSeq and is a predicted model, not a curated record. The coding region runs from base 192 to 1394 and encodes 400 amino acids. Gene Ontology annotation, molecular function: RNA binding. NCBI's taxonomy places the organism in Eukaryota, Viridiplantae, Streptophyta, Magnoliopsida, Proteales, Proteaceae. The transcript has a single exon.